Ascochyta rabiei is the source of this 720-nucleotide messenger RNA. RefSeq lists its product as uncharacterized. Lineage: Eukaryota; Fungi; Ascomycota; Dothideomycetes; Pleosporales; Didymellaceae. Gene Ontology annotation, cellular component: mitochondrion. Gene Ontology annotation, molecular function: thiosulfate-cyanide sulfurtransferase activity. The record is from RefSeq and is a predicted model, not a curated record. The transcript has 2 exons. Bases 1 to 720 code for a protein of 239 amino acids.
AUGACUUCCAAAACCGCAUUAAUGGCCCUGCGCUUCGGUGCCCGCACUGCGCAGCGAACAGCCGUACGCACUUUCGUACUACCCGCAAAAGAAGCAAACAUGGGUCUGCGUAACCUCACAACCACCCCCAGAAAUAUCGGUGGCUUCCAGAAGCAGUCAGCGAUCAACAUCGCCGGUCAGAUUUCGCAGAGAAGAUACAUCUCUGAGCGUCCAGAUGGCCGUGGCAGACUGUACGAAUUUGACGACAUCCUAUCCAUUCUCGAAAACCCCUCUGACUCCCGCCUCUUAAUCGACGUCCGCGAACCCCACGAGUUCGACGCCAAUACUAUCCCCACCGCCAUCAAUCUCCCCAUUACCUCCCACCCAGACGCACUUCUUCUCUCCGCCUCCGAAUUUCAAGACCAAUUUGGCUUUGCGAAGCCCCCAACUAACAAAGAAGUUGUCUUCUUCUGCAAAGCAGGCGUGAGGAGCAGAGCCGCGGCGGGUAUUGCGCGACAGGCCGGAUACACAAACGUCGGCGAGUAUAUGGGUAGCUGGAACGACUGGGAGAAGAGAGGCGGCCCGGGAACGAAGAGCCCACCAGAGGCUGGAGGUUUGGGGGAGAGGACAGGGCCAGUCACCGAAACGAAGAUUAGUGGCGGGAAGACGAGUGGCGAGGAGGAUAUUGGAGAGCAGGGCGUGCCACAACCACCCAAGGGAGGGCAGUUUGGCCGACAGUAA